Molecule: messenger RNA, 962 nt
Organism: Xyrauchen texanus (razorback sucker)
Lineage: Eukaryota; Metazoa; Chordata; Actinopteri; Cypriniformes; Catostomidae
Product: troponin I, slow skeletal muscle-like
Exons: 6
Coding region: 179-628 (149 amino acids)
Biological process (GO): muscle contraction
Cellular component (GO): troponin complex
Source: RefSeq, a predicted model, not a curated record
GUUAGUGGACUUCAUUACUUUCACUUUAAUUACUUGAUUCUUCUUUAUAUGUCUUAAAUAUCAGUAUUUUUAAUUCCAUUGCGAUUUCCCCUUUAAAUCUAUUCAGAGACCCAAAUCUAAGAUUACGGCAUCCAGGAGGUUGUUUCUAAAGACGAAGCUUCUGAAGAAGGCAGCCUCUAUGCUAGUAACUGAGAAAGAGGAUAUACAAAGGGACAGAGAGAACACUUUGCGUGAGAGAGUGCCACCCCUACAACUGUCCGGUCUGUCUGUUCAAGACCUUCAGGCUCUCUGCAAAGACCUCCAUCAAAAGAUUGAUGUUGUAGAUGAGGAGAGGUAUGACAUCUCUGCCAAGGUGGCCAAACAUGAAAAGGAGAUUACAGAUUUGAACAUAAAGGUUACUGAACUUAGAGGCAAAAUGAAGAGGCCUGCACUCAAGAGAGUGAAGAUCUCAGCUGAUGCCAUGUUGGGAGCUCUUCUGGGCUCCAAGGUCAGAGAGUCUGUAGAUUUCAAAGCCAACCUCAAGACAGUCAAGAAAGAAGAGGAGAAGAAAGAAGAGGUGACUGACUGGCGUAAAAAUGUGGAAGCCAUGUCUGGAAUGGAGGGCAGGAAGAAGCUGUUUGAUCAAUAGAGGGUGAAAACUUUCAUGGAAUAAGUGACAUCAGGAAUCAUGGAUAAGGGCAGGGUUUCCAAAACUACUGAAGAUGAAUGUACAAUGCAAUGCAAAAUAUCUAUAUAUUAUUAGAACAACCACCCUUUAUAUGCAUGUUUUUUCAUUGUUGGUCAUAGCUUUGGAUCAUGACCUAAUGUUAAUGAUUGUCAGUGUUUUGAUUCACUUGGUAGAGGCACUGCAUGUAUUCAAAGAUAUUUAGAGUUGAAAACAUGUCUCAAACCCUUUGUUCUUUUAGUGUCACAAUAUUUCCUAUGAUGUCAAGCUCAUUUUUUGUCUUAAAAAUAAAUACAGU